Molecule: messenger RNA, 663 nt
Organism: Bipolaris sorokiniana ND90Pr
Lineage: Eukaryota; Fungi; Ascomycota; Dothideomycetes; Pleosporales; Pleosporaceae
Exons: 2
Coding region: 147-512 (121 amino acids)
Source: RefSeq, a predicted model, not a curated record
GCCGUUAUCGAUAGCGACCCGGCCACCUGCACUGUAAGUACUGCGACUGCACUGGCUGCGCUGGGUUGGAACGACGCUGCCGCCGCCAGUGCUUGCUUUUGCAGUCGUAGUUGUAUGAAUUCUUUGUUUCCCGAAGCCAUUUCUUCAUGUACUCAAGCACUUUCUAUUUACUUGCCUCUAUUUCGCUUCUGCAACAAGUCCGGCCGCAACUGCCUUUGUGCGGGUCGUGCGUAUCCAUCCAUCCACUCAUUCAUCCCCGCCAUCGGGAUACUGACAAGAAUAACACAAGCGUUAUCGUUGAGUCAGGCCAAGGUUCCAUGUCCAAUCCGACAUGGCGUGCUCUUCCACGGCCGGGUUGGAGCCAGCAGCCAGCAGCCAGAUCACGCUGCUUGUUCAGCAUUCCACCCACUGCCACGGCCCGUCUGUGCCUGCUGAUUCCGCGACAAGCCACAGUGCCUGUGGGGUCGCCCAAAUGCCGACAUCGCUCACGUGAAGCACUCCCACAUGACUAAGCACGCUGUACACUCUACCUAUUGCCAGGUAUGUAGUACAUAUAGGUAUGUAUAUGCAGCAGAGGAUGCAGACUUGGGCUGCAUGUCGGCGCAUGCUUGGGGGGCGCGAAAAAAAAAGAGUUUCAUGCACCGUGGGCCAUACAAGUAGUUC